AUGUCUCCACCAGACCUGAACACGCUGCCCGCCUCGCCCCUGCAAUCGCCCUCUGCUUCCAACGGCACCUCACGGAAUCAGUCGCCCUCCGCCUCGCGCAACAUGGCCGCCUCGCCGCAUUCGCUAGCUGCCACGGCAGCAAUGAACGCAGGCAUCCAGAACGAAGACCAGCGCCGCACUUCUUCCGGUAGCAUGCGGAGAGACGUAGAACGCGCACGCCGCCGCUCCAGCGUCCGCAUGAACCUGAACCUCAACGACCCAGCGGUGCCUGCGCCCGGCGAGAUGCAGUCAAGUCCAUCGGCCCGCAGUAGAGGCCCAUGGCCGCAUAGCCCGCAUCAUGAGCGCGCCCCCAGUCUCGGCGAGCUGCACCAGGAGCUGGAGUACGAGCAGGAGGGGCAGGUGAACCGCCUCCUCAACAUGAUCCGCCAACAGCAAACCCAAAUCGACACCCUGACGGCCGGUCAGCAACAACCCUCCAACUCCGCCGUCGACGACAGCACGCCCACCUCAGAGCGCUCCAUGUCCCUUUCGCGCUCGCACUCGCAGGCUGCACAUGUGCCCCACACCACAAUAUCGCCCCUCCCUGGCGCAGCACAACCUCGCUCAUGCUCACCUUUCAACAUCAGCCGACAAUCAUCAUUUGCAGACCGCUCAAGAGGUGGCAGCCACGCCGGUUCACCUGCCCUGCGUCCCUUCCCCGGUGCGCCCCAUGACAUUCACGAGAUGCUGCCUAGCCCGGCAACCAGCAGGGACGAGGGCGCUUUUUACCAGGCAGAGACCCAGAACCUGACUCGGGAGAACCAGAUGCUGAAGCUAAGGAUUAGGGAACUGGGUACGUCAAAGCUGGUGCGUUGCCACGAUCAAGAUGCUAACCACUCGACAGAGCGACAGCUGUCAGACAUGAACCCCACGAGUCAAAUCACCCACUCGCCAGCUGUCCAUUCGAGUUUGUCUCCUGCAGCCAGCCGCGACAGUGCCGAACAGGGCACCGUGACUCAACCUGUCUCGACUUCGGCGGCAUCAGAGGAGUGA
Ascochyta rabiei is the source of this 1032-nucleotide messenger RNA. RefSeq lists its product as uncharacterized. Bases 1 to 1032 code for a protein of 343 amino acids. The record is from RefSeq and is a predicted model, not a curated record. Lineage: Eukaryota; Fungi; Ascomycota; Dothideomycetes; Pleosporales; Didymellaceae. The transcript has 2 exons.